Bombus impatiens (common eastern bumble bee) is the source of this 3233-nucleotide messenger RNA. RefSeq names its product extended synaptotagmin-2 (gene Esyt2). Gene Ontology annotation, biological process: lipid transport. Lineage: Eukaryota; Metazoa; Arthropoda; Insecta; Hymenoptera; Apidae. The transcript has 17 exons. Gene Ontology annotation, molecular function: lipid binding. The record is from RefSeq and is a predicted model, not a curated record. The coding region runs from base 356 to 2788 and encodes 810 amino acids.
GAUGACUCAUUUUCCACGGAAGUAUUAAGCUAGACCGAUAACAUCUUGCGUGUAUAAUUAGACAAAGAUUGAGUCACAAUUAAUUUCGUUCACUUUAUUUUUUAAAAAAUCGCAAUGUCUUUUACUUCUUAUUUUACGUGCUUUAUAUAAGUGUAUCUGAGUUUAUCAUUGCUAUCAACUGAACUACUGUAAUUAAUACUUACAGCUACUUGUACUCAAGAAAAAUAUAAAUAAAAUAAUUAACAGGGAGCUAAGGAAAUUAACCUUUUAUAUACAUAACAAAAAGUUAUGUAAAUAUCUAUAAAAGUAUAAUAAGUUACAUAUUGAAUUAAAAUUUAGUUAUUAUUUAAUACAAAUGGAAGGUAACUGUGAAGACAAUAAAGUAUCUAAGCCAAAUCCUUGGCCAUACAUGAAUGUGGGUUCAUUGACCAUAUCAUUUUUUACUAAAUUGGCAACUGUUGGUUUUAUUUGGAGCUGGGGAUAUCUAAACUUAAAUAUAGCAUGGUUAAUUGCACCAAUUGCUUUGGUAGCAUGGAAAACAGAACGCAGGAAAGACAACGAAUUAAAAGCAAUUACUGCCCAAGCUAGUGUUAUGGCUAAAGAAAAAGAACUAAUAAUGAGUCGAUUGGAUGAAUUACCUUCUUGGGUUUACUUCCCUGAUUUUGAUAGAGCUGAAUGGUUAAAUAAAGUUUUGUACAAAAUUUGGCCAAAUAUAAAUCAAUUUGCUCGUGAACUUUGUAAACAAAGUAUAGAACCUGCAAUAGUAGAAAAAUUAGGAGAAUAUAAGGUAAAGGGAUUUCAAUUCGAAAGGCUGGUCUUAGGUCGUAUUCCUUUAAAAAUUUAUGGUAUUAAAGCAUAUGAUAAAAAUACUUCAAGGAAUGAAGUCAUUGUGGAUGCAGAUGUUAUAUAUGCUGGUGAUUGUGAUAUUACUUUCUCGGUAGGAAAUAUAAAAGGUGGUAUUAGGGAUUUUCAGAUUCGCGGAAUAAUGAGAAUAGUUAUGAAACCACUAUUACCUGUAAUUCCUAUAGUUGGAGGUGUGCAAGCAUUUUUUUUAAAUCCACCUGCUAUUAAUUUUAAUUUGGUUGGAGUCGCGGAUGUUCUCGAUUUACCUGGAUUUAAUGAAAUUUUAAGGAAAACGAUAGUGGAACAAAUAGCAGCCUUUGUAGUAUUGCCAAAUAAAAUUGUUAUACCAUUGAGCGAGGCAGUACCAGUUGAAUCAUUAAAAAUACCAGAGCCUGAAGGUGUUUUAAGAAUUCAUGUAGUAGAAGCAAAACACCUUAUGAAAAAGGAUAUAGGAGUGUUGGGUAAAGGUAAAUCUGAUCCAUAUGCCAUUAUAAAUAUUGGAGCACAAGAAUUUAGAACAAAGACUAUAGAUAAUACUGUGAAUCCAAAAUGGGAUUUCUGGUGUGAGGCUGUGAUCUGCUCAUGUCUAAUGCAGAAUAUUAUGGUGUCUCUUUGGGAUAGGGAUGUAGUAACCAUCCCAGGUAUUCAAUAUGGUGACUUCCUUGGCAGGGCUACUAUUGAAGUUAGUAGAGUGAAAAAGAAGGGAAAUAUUGAUACAUGGAUUUCAUUGGAACAAGCAAAACAUGGUAUGGUUCAUUUACGUUUAACAUGGCUUCAACUUUCAAAAAAUGUUGCAGAUUUGCAAGCUGCAUUAAUUGAAACUCAAGAACUCAGAAUAACAUCAAUGAGUACAGCUCUUCUUAUACUUUAUAUUGACUCAGCAAGAAAUUUACCAUGUAUUCGAGGUAAUAAACAACCUGAUGUUUAUCUUGAAGCAAGUGUUGGAGGAAGCACAAAAAGAACAGGUACUAUAUUACGUUCUUGUGAUCCAGUGUGGGAACAAGGUUUUACCUUUUUAGUGAGCAAUCCACAAACUGGUGUUUUACAUAUAAAGAUCACAGAUGAAAAGACUGGUGUCAUAGUGGGAGAAAUGAGUCACAAUAUUUCUUUACUUUUAAAACAAAAUAAUCUUGAAAUUACACAACAGCCUUAUGAUCUGCAAAUGGCCGAAGUUGAUAGCAAAUUAAUAUUAUCCAUGUCACUAAAUAUUUUGAAAUACGAAGAACCUGAGCCUACUUCGGAAGAAGAUGACGACGACCACGAUAUUAAUCAACUGAAUAAAAGAAUCGAACGCCAAGAAUCAAAUAUCAGCACGAUAUCAACUAGUCUUCCAGCUAGUCCAUUGAAUAGACAACCUUCAAAAGAAUCAGUUAAGAGUUUAACACACAGUACUGGAUCUGCUGCCGUAAUUGUACCUGAAGAAUCAGGUACCGCAGAGGAGGAAUUAAUCGUCAUUGCUACUGAUCAAUCUUCUGCUCCUGUUGGAGAUCAACAGUUAUUCCACAGGAAUCCAAAUAUGACAUCAUCCGCGGGUGAAGCUAAACUAGGUCGAAUACAAUUGUCUCUACGUUACAGUGUACAAAGACAGAAGCUUAUAAUCGUUGUACACAAAAUAGCUAACUUACCUCUACCACAAAAUGAUCCGUAUAACAUACCAGAUCCAUAUGUAAAGUUGUAUCUUCUACCUGACCGUCAUAAGGAAACGAAACGUAAAACAGCAGUAAUAAAGGAUAAUUGUAAUCCAAUAUUCGAUGAACAAUUCGAGUAUGUUGUUUCUCAAGCUGAUUUAAACAGUCGCACAUUGGAAGUAUCUGUAUGUACUCAAAAGGGUUGGUUGUCGACCGGAAGCAACGUAAUGGGUCAACUUUAUUUAAGUUUGGCCGAAAUCGAUGUCACAAAAUCGUCCACAAGCUGGUACGAUAUACAACCAGAGACUAAAGACUAGAAGUUCAAGAAAAGCAAGUGGAGAUUUGAACAGUUGUUUAUAUGUUUUCGAAGACAAUCUGUUGAAUUUCCACGAUGCGAGUUUUCGAAACGCUGACGUCUGUAAUCAUGCGUUUAAACCAAAUUCCAUCAUACUAUGAAGAGUAGAAAAUUUUCGGAAGGGUUUAACCGAUAUGAAAGUUCUGAGAAAGUGUCAAUGAGUACGUCUAUUAUCUAUUUAUACUUGGACCGUCCACUGUCGUAAAACUUGUUUAAUUUUGUAGUUACUGCGCGCGUGCGCGCCGUUUCCUUUUAUGUUAUGUUAUCUACGCUUAUAGAAUAUUUUCGUCGCUAACAAGUGCCAGUAAAACAAUUUAUUGUUGCUAGUAUCUGCAUAAUAUACGUGCGAUAGUAACUUUACGCAUAUUACGAUUAUACGCAUAAUAUAACAUCUGUUAUUCAUUAAA